Thunnus maccoyii (southern bluefin tuna) is the source of this 4883-nucleotide messenger RNA. It is a transcript of the gene mpp7a, whose product is annotated as membrane palmitoylated protein 7a. Gene Ontology annotation, biological process: protein localization to adherens junction. The record is from RefSeq and is a predicted model, not a curated record. Bases 429 to 2159 code for a protein of 576 amino acids. The transcript is spliced from 17 exons. Gene Ontology annotation, molecular function: protein binding. Gene Ontology annotation, cellular component: plasma membrane; cell-cell junction. Lineage: Eukaryota; Metazoa; Chordata; Actinopteri; Scombriformes; Scombridae.
AUUGUCCCGUGUCCAUUUGUUAAGGUUGCGUGUUAAAGAAACAAACCGUUUCCAAAUCAGCACCUUAACAGACCUCUUUAUCCGUCUCGGAGAGUGGCACAGCCGAGGCGUAACAUUUUGAAAGGUUGUGUUCAGCAGAUAUACGCAGAGAGCGAGGGAGAGUUUGGGAGAUAGAGGAUCAAAUCACGGUUUCCAAAGUGGGAAAUAAAACAAGUGAAAAGUUUUGUUCUUCGAAGCAACGGUUGGAGUACACUGUGACCAGGAAGAAACCAUUCAGCUCCGACCUCCGAUGCAAAGGCUCCAUGGCAUAAAACCCGUCCUCAGAUUCAGCUGGACCCUGGGGAGAGCUGCUGAGGAGCUCACUACUCUGACGCCCCGCUGCCAUUUUCCACAGCCUGAGGGGAACCAGGAAACAGGCGGCAGGAGCCAUGCCUGCCCUGGCCACCGGAGCCGGCCACGAGCCAGGUCUGUAUGAGCUACUGGCGGCUCUGCCCUCCCAGCUGCAGCCCCAUGUCAGCCGCCCUGAGGACAACACCUUCCUCCAGGACAUGUUUGGGGAGAGGAGCCUCCACUCACUGGUCAAGAUCCACGAACGGCUGCAGCACUAUGAAGAGAGCAAACCCGUCCCCGUGUUGGACAACACAGCAGCUCUGGCGCAUGAAUUGUCUGAGGAGCUACAAGGGAAAUCAGCCAACGGAGAAAUCAAAGAACUUCUCAAAAUACUGGCCAAAGCCCACGUGAAGAGCCUCCUGUCGGUCCACGACACAGUUGCCCAGAAGAAUUAUGACCCUGAACUACCUCCACUGCCAGAAGACAUUGACGACGACGAGGAUUCAGUGAAGAUCAUAAGACUGGUUAAAAACAAGGAGCCUCUUGGAGCAACAAUAAGGCGUGACGAACACACAGGAGCCAUCCUUGUGGCCCGGAUCAUGAGAGGAGGGGCAGCGGACAGAAGCGGACUGAUUCAUGUUGGGGAUGAACUGAAAGAGGUUAAUGGAAUCCCUGUGGAUGACAAGAAACCAGAGGAAAUCAUUCGUAUUCUGGCUCAGUCACAAGGGGCCAUUACCUUUAAAGUUGUUCCCGGCAUCAAGGAGGAGGCGGCAACCAAGGAGCCAAAGGUGUUUGUGAGGGCACUCUUUGACUACGAUCCAAAAGACGACAAAGCCAUCCCGUGUAAGGAGGCUGGACUGGCCUUCAAGAAGGGCUCCAUUCUUCAGAUCAUGAGCCAAGAUGAUGCAACCUGGUGGCAAGCCAAACAUGAGGGGGAAGCCAAUCCCCGUGCCGGCCUAAUCCCGUCCAAACAGUUCCAGGAGAGGAGAUUCGCACUGCGACGACCUGUUGCAACUCUCCCAAUCCAGAGGGCAUCUAGCCGACGAUCAUCUGGGUUCAGGAGAAGCUUCCGUCUCAGCAGGAGAGACAAGAAGACCAACAAGUCCAUGUACGAGUGUAAGAAGAGCGAAAUGUAUGAUAUGGCUGACGUGCCCACGUACGAGGAGGUCACCAUGUACCGCAGGCAGAGUGGAGCUAAACACAGGCUGGUGAUCCUAGUGGGACCCACUGGAGUUGGUCUGAAUGAGCUUAAGAGGAAACUGUUGAUCUCUGACCCCCAACACUUCAGCGUCACCAUCCCACACACCAGUCGGGCCAAGAGGAGCCAGGAGAGCGACGGCGUGGAGUACCACUUCAUCUCCAAACAUCUCUUUGAGACGGAUAUCCACAACAACAAAUUCAUCGAGUAUGGCGAGUACAAAGGGAAUUACUACGGGACAAGUCUAGACUCAAUACGCUCUGUCCUCUCCAAGAACAAAGUGUGCCUAUUGGAUGUCCAGCCUCAUACGCUAAAGCACCUGCGGACGGCAGAGUUUAAACCCUUCGUAGUGUUUGUGAAGCCUCCAGCAAUCGAGAGACUGAGGGAGACCAGAAGGGGCGCCAAAGUCAUAUCAGGCAAGGACGACAAGGGAUCCGCUAAGCCAUUCACGGAGGAGGACUUUCAGGAGAUGGAGAGAACUGCCCAGAUGAUGGAGACUCAAUAUAGUCAUCUGUUUGAGAGGGUCAUAGUUAACGAUGACCUUGCCGCGACCUUCAGCGAGCUGCGGUUGGCUCUAAAGAAAGUAGAGACGGAGACUCAGUGGGUUCCCAUCAGCUGGACUCACUCCUGAGACCCACACAGACUGUAAAAGGAGAAAAGGGAAGGGCUUCGACGAAAUAUGCAGGUUUUUAUCUUUCUAUGUCUGCUGUGACUGGUGUCGGGGGGAUGACGGGAAUAUAACAAAGCUGCGCCAGACUGCCAUGUCACCAUACCUGAGCUGCACAAAGCUAAAAAUGUGCUUUUGCCUGGAGUCAGGUUGAAUUUAGACCUCAGCUGCCAUCUGGAUAUGGAUUUCCAGGUCUGACCAGAUCUGACACUACUCUGCGUUGAGGCUAAGGGCAUCUGUCCAGGAUAUGGCCCUUGGACAUUGAUCUAGGUCUUAUUCUGUGUCAUAAGUUGGAGCUCUUUGGUCCAAACCAGAAUGUGGAACGAGCCUGGACCAUCACAGCAGCAGCAGCCCUGCCAGCACAUCAGCAACCCCGCCAACCAGAACUCUCUCUUUAGUGUGUUUAUAACAUUAGACCAUUAGAAACCAAAGGGAUUUACAUAUUUCUUCUUGGUGGACAACUUACAUGCACAUGUCUAUAAAAGAACACAACCUCUAAGGAGAAAAGGGGGGGAAAGAAAACAUAUUUGCCUUCUGUCUUACUGUAUUUCUGUGCUUCUAAAUUGCUUCCAUGACUGUUACUCCAACAUCCAAACAAAACAUUGUCAGGUACACUCUCAAGAAAGGGCAAUAAGUAUAAUUUUAUUUAAAAGAAAUUAAUAUAUUUUCUAAUAUCUUCCAGUUGGUUUUUUUGCAUACCUUUUAUAUACAUAUCUUAACUUUCAGAGCAACCUGAUCUCAACUGUAGCCACCUCUGACAGAUUUUUCCACUAGAUGCGUUUCUUUUUGCAGUCAAGUGUUUUGAUUUCAUCAUCCUAGUCUAGUUUUCCCCCUACAAAGCACAUAGAGAGCCAUUUUAUUUAGGUGUUAUAUAUUCCAUUUAGGAGCAUUUUGAAAAGCCACCCUUCAUAUGAAGGUGCCCAGCAUAACAGCUUUGCCAUUUAAAGUCCCAGAACUAGACACUUUUGGCUGUCCGCUAGAAGAAAAUGUUCACAAUUGUGUUUUAUUAGGGUGGAGUCUUUAUUUUUAUUCACAUAAAAAUGGCUUCAGCUAGGCUGCUAAUAUAGAGGGUCCAUACCACACUUCCAGGAUUUAAAGUCAAGAGAAAAUGCUAAGUAGUUGCUCCUGACUUUAUGAGCAUCAUGACUUUAUUGCUAAGUGUCUCCAGUUCCUGGUCUAACUUGCUCAUUUUUUACUCAGUACUUUUUUUUCUAUGAUAGCGAUAUUUAUAGCGAUAUAUUAAUUUUCAAAGCAGCUAGUCAUUAAUCAUGAUUAUCAUUAACAUUAUUGCAACUCUUGUGAAUCAUUGGUUUUCUGCUGCUAAUGUAGUGAAUCAGAUUUAGAAAAGAAGAUCGAUACCAUCCUCUAUCUAUAUGUUAAUUAUGGAGCUGGCGCAGGGAGGAGAUUCGCUUUGCUCAGCUUAGCAUACAGUUGACUGGAAGCAGUGGGAGACAACUAGCCUGGCUCUGUCCAAAGUUCACAAAUACGUCUACCAGAACAUGUAAAGUAGCGGUUUUAUGAACAUGUCAUUUUUACAUUUCUGUUGGAUUAAAUAAAAAUAUGAUGUGUUAAUUAAUGAACUUAAGAGGUGCAUGUAGGUGUGUGAACUUUGGAGAGAGCCAGACUAGGUGUUUGUCCCAGUUUCCAGUCUUUCUACUAAGCUAAGCUAAUCAUCCCCUGGCUCUAGCUUCAGGCUUAAAGGGGAACUGCGCCGAUUUUACACAUCAAAAUCCGUUUAUGGUUGGGAAUACUGCCUAUAUGAAAUAAGUUGUAUGAAGCCUUUUGUGGCUCCAGAAAGAAGUUGCCUCAAGUGAUGUCACUUGAGUCAGCAUUGCUUGGGGCUGAAGAGUUUGAAAAUGAAAAAAUCUGGGGGUGUGAACAUUAGCCACCACUAGUAUAAGACACCCAAAGCUUUUGACUGUUGGAGGUCAAGUUGCAUUUUGGGCAAUGUAGGCAUCAGGUUUUGUCAAGGAAGAGGAAUAUGUGGAAUAAAAAUGGAUUUAAAAUGCAUUAAAUGCAUGGAUUUUGAUGGAAGCAAAAUCCGGCUAGCUAGUUUCCCCUUGUUUCCAGUCUUGGCUAAGCCAAGCUAACCGACUGCUGGUGGUAGCUUUAUAUUUACUGUACAGAUAUUAAAGUGGUAUCAAUCUUCUCAUCAAACUCUUAACAAGAUAGCAAAUAAGCAUAUUUCCAAAAAUGUUAAUUAUUCUUUUAACUAUGCUACUAAACAAUUGGUCACCAUACAAAUCAUCAACUGAAUGAAUGUAGUCAUUCUCUCAUAAAUUAGCUAUAUGUCCAGCUCAGGUUGCAUUGCCCAAAAACUCUUCCUGUGCAUUUAUUUUACCUUUCCAUUUGCAAAAGGGGAUUUGAGGCUUUAUGCUGUUCAGUAAUGAUAACUCACUUGUUAAAGACACAUACUGUAAUCUCACCCCUAUACUUUGCCCUAGAUUUUUAUUCAUUUUAGUACCACAUUAUGUUCCCCUUUUAUAUAUUACUUUAUUUGUUCUGCUCUUCAUAUCUUAUGCCUCUGCCAUGUCUUUUAUUGAUGAAACUCAGAUUUGUACAGUCGCCAGAGAAUAUUUUUAAUUUCUUGCUGUAAAUGAAACGCUGUUUAUUAGGCAAGUUGUAUGAAUUUACAUAUUCUUGAUAACUGCUACAUUUUAUAUUAAAGAAAAUACAACUAAACUUGUA